UAACAGGUGUAUCCCACUGUUUUAUGCCCGACCUGACACAUUCCAGCCAUAACACACAAAAAUAGGACAGGGAGUUGUUUGCAGCAGAUCUACAGCCUAAAAGUGAAUAUUCAGAAAUUGAUGAAGAUCAGAUUACAAGUAUCAGCUUGUACAGUCUGCCCUACCAAUGAAAACCAACAGAGAGCAGCUAUGGAAUAAACACUGCCUCCGUGGUCUUGUGAUAGAGCGUCCGCCCGGAAGGUCCGGGGUUCGAUCCCCAGCCGCGUCAUACCAAAAAGACGUUAAAAGAUGAUCUAAAAAUGCAACUUCACCCUUCCAUGACAAACCCAUAGUUACGUAAACAAACUAAAACUGAGAUGGCUAGCUCAGGUGACCUCACACGUGUGUCACGGACACAGGAUGACCUUGAGGAGAAGGUGAUGGAGGUCAUCACGUCAGGUGGUACUCCACAGAGUGCCAACUCAGCUGCACUUGAUCUUCAAAUACGAGAUGCCAAAGGAAUCUUUGUUGAAACGGAGAGCUUCAGAACUGUGAAAAGAAAACUGAUUGACUUUGGACAUGUUACCAUCUGUGGUGCUUCAGGAGAAGGCAAAACAACGGCAGCUCUUGUGCUGGGUUCACAGUAUAGACAAAGGGGGUACACACUUGCAUUUGUGGACAGAAUUGAACAGUUUGACUUGGACAGCUUCAUGAGCUCAUCACAUAGAAUAUUUCUGAUCAUAGACGAUAUGUUUGGGACUGUUGGAUUAUCUACAGAUGUUUCACAGCAGAAAACAUUUCUCAACAAGCUUCAUCGACACAUUAAACACAGCAAAAAGACAUCUGAUAGGCAGGGCCCACCAAGAAAGCAGCAAGCUAAGGAAGGAGGUGAACAUGAUAAUGAAACGAGUGCAGGUUCUGACCCAGUUGAAAUACCAAAAAAGGACAUUCGUGUUGUCUUUACAUCCAGCACAUAUAACUUCCAUGAUGAACUUGCCCAGCUUCAGUAUGAGGGAUUCUCACUGUUCAAGGGACAAACAGUGGUGAAUUUAACAAAAGAAAAGAAACACAGAUAUACUCCAGCAGAGAAAAAGGCUAUAUUUGAGCACCACAGGAAAAUACAUAGAGAAUCUUCCAAUGAAGACUGUGAGGAUCUACUUGACUCCAAACCGUGGGACAUCGACUCAAAUAUAGUUGGAAUUCCCCUUGCUUGCAAACUGUAUUUUGAAUUUUCAUCUCUUUGCCAAAAUGCCAAGAAAUUUUUCCAGGAUCCACUGUAUUAUCUUCGGCAAGAACUUAAAAACUUACUGAGGUCCGGAACUGAUCAGUCGGCAGUAUUGGUUCUGAUGCUACUGAAUGAGGACAAGAUGGAUUUGACCAAGUUGGAAACAGACGGCAAGGACCAGAAACUGGACAACAUGGUCAGAACUGUUCUAGAGUUCAUGCCAUCAGCUUCAUAUUCAGGGAUGUACAAAGCAGCAAAGACUUUAAGAGGAACAUUCUUUACAUGUGGUGCUCUUGUUGGAUUUGCACAUUCUUCAAUAUAUGAUGCUUGUGCUUGUGCUUUGUAUGACAUCAGUCCAACAUUUGUGCUGACUCACUGCAGUGACAAUUUCAUAUAUCAGCGAGUGCGACCACAACCAGUACAGAAAAGCAAAAUUGAUGAUCAUCUCCACAUGAUCUAUGUCUCCGAAGUACAUUACGAUAUCCUAACUACAAGACUUGCUGAGUCAAUAAAGCAUGGGCAGUUUUCAACAUCGGUGACACACCCCAUUCUCCACCAAGAAAAGAUAGCUCUUCAACUGCUUAAAAAACUAUGCCAUGAUAGAUCCAUGGAUGAACGUUGGUUUCACAAGAGAGAAAAUGGAAAAUGCUUUUUGUUUUGGGCUGUGCUUGGACAUAAUGCAAAGUUGGUUCAAAAUGUAGAACAACAAACUGGAGGAAAAUUCACUCAAACAGAGAUCACCGAAGCCAUGGUAGGUUGUGUGCUCAAAAACAACCUGACAGCAUUGAAGUGGCUUUUCCCUGGAAGUAACAAUCCAGGGAUACUUUCACAAAUUAACAAGUUGCUUCUACUGGCUGCUGAAAACUGGAGUUCUGAAACACUUGUUCAUCUGCUAGAAAAAGGAGCUGAUGUAUUUACAACUGAUGGAAACUUACAAAACAUCAUACAUCUGAUUUGCAAGACAGGACAAGAGAAAACACUGAAGAUACUAAUUAAAACCAUGAGCAGACUGUUUAAUGACCAAGUGAUGAACAAAGUCAUGAAUUCAGUUGAUGCUAAGGCCAGGACACCACUCAUGGUUGCAGCCCUAAAUGGAUCUGAAGGAUGCUUUCAGUUAUUGAAGUCAUUAUCAAAUUCAAACAAACAAAACAAAGACAUCCAUGGGAAUGAAAUACUUCAUCUUGCCUGCCGUGGUGGUAGCACAGCUAUAGUACAGCAUCUUGUAUCACGUUCUAACAUCAACAGCAAAGCUUGGUGUGAUUUGACUCCCGUAAUGAUGGCAGCUGUAGGGGGUCAUCAAGGUGUGUUUGACCUGCUUGUGUCGAAGCAUGCUGACCUGACAAUGGUGGAUAGGUAUGGGGACAGUAUACUUCAUCUUGCUUGUCUGGGUGGCAACGAAGCUAUUGUUCAACAUCUUGUGUCAUCUCUGAACAUCAACAACAGAGAUCUACAGGGAUGGACACCGAUAAUGAUGGCAGCUGCUGCGGGUACUAAAAGUGUGUUUGACCUCCUGGUGUCAAUGCAUGCUGACCUGACACAAGUUGAUGUCUGUGGUGACAGUUUACUUCAUCUUGCCUGUCAGGGCGGUGACACAGCUAUUGUACACCAUCUGGUGUCAUCUUCAAAUAUUAACAGUUUAGGGAGGCAUGGAUGGACACCGAUCAUGAGAGCAGUUGCAACACAUCAUCAAAGUGCUUUUGACCUCCUCCUGUCAAGACAUGCUGAUCUGACACUAGUUGAUGACUAUGGUGACAGCUUACUUCAUCUUGCCUGUCAAAUUGGUAACACAGCUAUUGUGAAAUAUCUUGUGUCACCUUCAAACAUCAACAUCACUGGCAAACAUGGAUGGACACCAGUAAUGACAGCAGCUGUUUCAGGUCACAAAAAUGUGUUUGACUUCCUAAUCUUGAAGCAUGCUGACCUGACAUUGGUGGACAAUGAUGGUGACAGUUUACUUCAUCAUGCCUCUCAAGGAGGUAACACAGACAUAGUGAAUCAUGUCGUGUCACCUUCAAACAUCAACAGCUGCGGUAAACAUGGGUGGACACCAGUAAUGACAGCAGCUGUUGUUGGACUUGAAAGAGUGUUUGACCUCCUCGUAUCAAAGCAUGCUGACCUGACGUUGAUGGACAGUUAUGGUGACAGUUUACUUCACCUUGCCUGUCGUGGUGGUAACACAGCUGUAGUGCAACAAGUGUUGUCACCCUAUAACAUCAAUAAGAGAGGGCUAUUUGAAUGGACACCGGUUAUGGUAACCGCCUUCUAUGGUCAGCCAAAGGUGUUUGACCUUCUAGUGUCCAAGAAUGCGGAUUUGACACUGGUGGAUAUGUUUGGGGACAGUGUACUACAUGUUUCCUGUCGUGGUGGAAAUGAAACUAUUGUACAGCAUCUUGUGUCACCUUCAAACAUCCAUAAACGAGGACAGUUUGCAUGGACACCCGUAAUGGCAGCUGCUUUCAAUGGACAUCAGGGCAUUUUUUACCACCUUGUAUCUAAGAAUGCAGACUUGACACUAGUGGACAACUUUGGUGACAGUUUACUUCAUCUUGCUUGUCGGGGUGGUAACCCUGCGAUAGUGCAGCAUCUUGUGUCACCUUCUAACAUCAAUGUUCAAGGUAGAAAUGGAUGGACACCAGUAAUGGCAGCUGCUUCCAAAGGACAUCAAAGUGUCUUUGACUUCCUUGUAUCUAAGAAUGCAGUCUUGACGCUAGUGGACAACAAUGGUGACAGUUUACUUCAUCUUGCUUGUCGUGGUGGUAACCCAUCUGUUGUACAGUAUCUUGUGUCACCUUCUUACAUCAACAGAAAAGGACAGCAGGGUUGGACACCAGUAAUGACAGCAGCUGUUGUUGGUCAUCAAAAUGUGUUUGAGCUCCUCGUUUCAGAGCAUGCUGACCUUACACUGGUGGACAAUAAUGACAACAAUAUAAUCCAUCUUGCCUGUGAGGUUGGUAACACAGCUGUAUUAGAGCAUCUUGUGUCACCUUCGAACAUCAACAGUCGAGGGCAAUGUGGCCUGACACCUGUGAUGAAGGCAGCAGUUGCAGGGCAUGUAAAUGCGUUUGACCUCCUGGUGUCAAAGAAUGCAGACUUGUCAUUGAAGGGGAACUUUGGGAAUUCACUUAUUCACCUUGCCUGUGAGGGUGGUGACAGAGAUAUAUUACAACGUGUUGUGUCACCUGCGAACAUCAACAAUAGAGGGUUACAUGGAUGGACAUCAAUUAUGAAAGCAGCUGCAACUGGUCAUCAAGGUGUGUUUGACUUCCUUGUGUCGAACAAUGCUGACUUGCUAUUGGUCGAUGACUAUGGCGACAGUUUACUUCAUCUUGCCUGUCGGGGUGGUAAUACAGCAAUAGUACAACAACUGAUAUCACCCUAUAACAUCAACAGUACAGGGUCGAAAGGAUGGACUCCAGUUGUGACAGCUCUGUACUAUGAACGUGAAAGUGUGUUUAACCUCCUUGUUUCACUGCAUGCUGACCUCACACUGGUAAACAGCCUGCAAGCUUCAACAUUGGAAGAUUAACACUGUGCAGUUGUGAAAGCAGGCAGCCAUUCAAGGAUUCCUCUGUUGUACAACAUCAGGGUUCACUCUAGGAAUUUUCUGACAUGGGCCCUUUAUUUGAAAAUUUCAAAUAUUCAAGAGGUACACCCACACUUGCCCAUACAGCACAAUGUUAUAAUGCCCCUUUGUAUUUGAAAAUGUGGCCCUUUUUUCAUAUUUAGGGCCAAAAAAACUCAAGGCCCCACCCCAGAAUUAUCCCUGCAACAUUCUGUGUCACCUGAAACAUUUGCUAGCCUGAAUUUCUACUAGCCACCUUGAACAUAGGACAAUUUGAUGCAGGCUAGUAUCAAGUUGCAUCCCUGAGGAUAUUAAAUUUCAGGUCAUAUCUGCAGUCAUUAAGGGUUGAGGUAAUAUUUACCAAUUUUGUAUGAUGGCGUUUUUGUAGUUUAUCAGCUGAUCAUCAUACAUAUAUUCCUAGUUACUGAACACCAUAAACUAUGUGCUUUCCUUGCUGUGUGGACUGUAAUGUAUUUUUGAUUGUCAUUUGGAAUAUGCACUUAUGAUACAGGUCAUAGAGAAUGGUGUUAGGGAAUUGUUUUAGUGGACAACAAAUGUAUAUGCAGUUUCAAAGGCUGUGGUGGGUCUUGUGAUCAAAUCAUUUGCUCAUUGUUCAAAUUCAGAUCUACACAUGGGAUCAAUGGGUAAAGUCCAGGAAUGUCAUCAUAUAUUGCAAAAUCAAUAAAUUUGUAAUAUUGAUUCUGUAUCAAUACAAAUUUAUGAAUAUUGGUACUGAAUUAAUAAUUCACUGUCACUUAAAUGUUUAUAUUUACGAAGAUCACCAUGACGAACAUGGGAAUAAAAAAGCAGGAAAAAAAUAGAUUUUAAACAUUUAAUGGAUCAGCCUUGUUCAUAUUAUCUUCAAAUUUAAUAAUUGCAGGUCUAUAUACAUUCAGAUGUAGAUGUCUUACCUAUACACGUACCGAAUAUUUAAUGUUGUUAUUAAUCAAUAUUAUACAGCGGUUGAAACUAAUAGUUUAAGUCCACUAGUCCUUAUAAUGAUAGUAUAUAGCAAAACCUUUACAAAUGUCAAAAUUCUACUAGUCCUUAGGAUACCUUUACUUUUGGGCAGUUUGGCAAGGACUAUAGGACUAGUGCCAAUUUCUAACCCUGGAUAUAUCUUUUUGAUAUACGUUUGAGUCAAUAAAUUGGCAGUAAAAUUUCCAAUCAGUGACACCUGCAAGUGAAGCCCACUCAUGGUAUCCCAGCCAUGACAUGCAUUUUGCAAUGUAUGCCUCCAAAAAAACCUGCCAAUUUGCUCACUAUCAGUGUGUACAUGCGACCAUAUCAUUGGAACCUAACACAUACAUACAUGAUGUAAGCUACAUUGCAGACAGGCUCUUCACAGUUGGUGAUAUUGUUCUACUUCAAAGUAAAUUACAGGUCAAAUGUGUCGCAUAGAUAAUGUGUAUUGUUUUAUGUUUAAAUAAGAUAUCUGGUCAUCCAAAUGGUAAAUGGGCAGCCCCAUGUAAAUUGAGACGAUUUAAGGUUUUGUUAAAUUUUGACUGCCACCUCUGUCAUUUUGAAUAAACACAAUAAUAUACCACAGACACUGACUCGUCUAUGAACGAUAUGACCGAUAAACUACAUAUUACUUUAACUGCUUCAGAUGCUUAGAACGCCAAUGUUAUGAAAAGAAAUGUAUUUUGAUUUGAUUGUUCUAAUAACAUUUACUUGUGUGUCUAUAAUGGAAAUAUAAAAUCUUGUAGUCUAUAUACCAGUGCUAUUUUUAGAAGGCAUGUUUUAGUCGUGAAUCAUGGGUCACUGAGUCCAGCGCUGAUGUGGAAGAUUUCACAGUGUGUUGUAUGUAUUUGUGAUUCUCUCAUGUUCUUUGGACUUGUUCAUGGAUUACCUAAUCAUAGAAAACAUCCAAAACAUAAGUAUACAUAAUGGUUAUUUGGAUUUAUAUCAGCUUGAUUGAAAUGUUACCUACAUUGUAAACAUAUUCUCCUCUAAACCAGGAAAAUGUUAUGUGCAAGCACGUGUACUAUUGUAUAGUGUACUAUAUAAUUUGCCGUUGGGCUUAAAAUAAGUUCAAUAAAAUUACGUAGAAGGUUCUACUAGAAGGUUUCUUUUAUUCAAACCUUUAUAAUCCAUGGAAAGGCACAGCCUUAAAGGGGAAGUGUACAUGCAAAAAUCACUUUCUUUCUUUUUCUAAACAAAACGCAAUUUUAGAAUUAAUUAGUAUCUGUGU
Molecule: messenger RNA, 6960 nt
Organism: Haliotis rufescens (red abalone)
Lineage: Eukaryota; Metazoa; Mollusca; Gastropoda; Lepetellida; Haliotidae
Product: serine/threonine-protein phosphatase 6 regulatory ankyrin repeat subunit B-like
Exons: 5
Coding region: 357-4730 (1457 amino acids)
Molecular function (GO): protein binding
Source: RefSeq, a predicted model, not a curated record